Pantherophis guttatus is the source of this 5424-nucleotide messenger RNA. It is a transcript of the gene SMOC2, whose product is annotated as SPARC related modular calcium binding 2. Gene Ontology annotation, molecular function: extracellular matrix binding; heparin binding; protein binding. Lineage: Eukaryota; Metazoa; Chordata; Lepidosauria; Squamata; Colubridae. Gene Ontology annotation, cellular component: basement membrane. The record is from RefSeq and is a predicted model, not a curated record. Gene Ontology annotation, biological process: extracellular matrix organization.
UGUCACUCUCCCCCGGCCCCCCUUUAACCGAGGAAGGACGUGCCCGGGCAGAGCUGGGAAGGGGAAGCCGGCGAGGGCCAGGACGGCUCAAGGAGAGCUCUGCCGCUUAUAGCUGAAGAUGCUGCUGCUUCUCCCGCUGUGGCUGUUGCUGCCGGAGUUGGCCCUCCUGGCGCCGGCUCAGAAGUUUUCAGCGCUCACGUUUUUAAGAGUGGAACAAGACAAAGACAAAGAAUGUAGUCUGGAAUGCACAGGUUCCCCUCAGAAGUCCUUGUGUGCAUCCGAUGGCAGGACUUUCUUGUCUCGAUGUGAAUUUCUACGGGCAAAAUGCAAAGAUUCUCAGCUAGACAUUGCCUACAGGGGAAACUGCAAAGAUGUUUCACGAUGUGUGGCAGAGAGGAAAUAUACCCAAGAACAAGCACGCAAGGAGUUCCAGCAAGUAUUCAUCCCAGAAUGCAACGAUGAUGGGACUUACAGCCAGGUUCAGUGCCACAGUUACACAGGCUACUGUUGGUGUGUCACCCCUAAUGGUCGUCCAAUCAGUGGUACAGCUGUAGCACAUAAAACUCCACGUUGUCCAGGGUCUCUAAAUGAGAAACUGCCACAGCGUGAAGGUACAGGAAAAACAGUCUCCUUGCAAAUCUUUUCCAUUCUGAAUUCAGAUGAUGCCUCAGCUCCUGCACUGGAGCCUCAGCCCCAAGGAGAUGAAGAAGAUAUAGCUUCUCGCUACCCUACAUUAUGGACUGAGCAAGUAAAGAGCAGACAAAAUAAGACCAAUAAAAAUUCUGCAGCAUCAUGUGAUCAAGAGCUACAGUCAGCAUUAGAAGAAGCUAAACAGCCCCAGAAAGAUAAUGUAUUCAUUCCAGAGUGUGCUAAUGGUGGGCUUUAUAAACCAGUGCAGUGUCACCCCUCCACAGGAUAUUGCUGGUGUGUCCUUGUUGAUACAGGACGUCCUAUUCCUGGUACAUCCACAAGAUAUGAACAGCCGAAGUGUGAUAACAGUGCUAGAGCUCACCCAAGCAACACAAGAGACGUGUUCAAAGGGCGCCCGUUGCAAGGUUGUCCAGGUGCCAAAAAGAAUGAAUUUCUGACCAGUGUUCUAGAUGCACUUUCCACAGAUAUGGUGCAUGCUGUUUCUGAUCCUGCAGUGUCUUCCAGCAGGCUUUCAGAACCAGAUCCAAACCAUACCCUGGAGGAAAGAGUUGUUCAUUGGUAUUUUAAGCAACUGGAUAAAAAUGCUAGUGGUGACAUCGGCAAAAAAGAAAUCAAACCUUUUAAGAAAUUCUUGAGGAAAAAAUCCAAGCCCAAAAAGUGUGUGAAAAAGUUUGUGGAAUACUGUGAUGUGAACAAUGACAAAUCUUUGACCGUUCCGGAACUAAUGGGUUGCCUAGGUGUAACAAAAGAAGACAAUAAAGCAGAUACAAAGAAACGUCAUAUUCCCAGAAGACAUGCUGAAAGUACUCCUUCUAACAGGCAGCAAUCCUCAAAGAAGCAAGGCUGAACACUUCAUAUCCAAGGCAGAUCUCUCAGACAUGUGGGAGAUUCCCUCACCAAAGGUCAAUAAAGAGCAACCAUAGUAUUUGCACUUUGUACUUUAAAUGUAAAUUCACUUUGUAGAAAUGAGAUAUUUAAACAGACAUUUUUUUAAAAAAAAUCUGUGAAAAUGUAGUAACAGCUUAUUUUAAACAAUUACCACAUACAAUGUAUGUGCCUUUUUGUUGUUGUCUGAAAUCUAUGUCUUGGAGUUGUAAAAGUUUGCAUUUAAUCUGUUCUAAAAAGAAUAAUGUUCUGUCUUGUAGAAGCUAGUUUUCUAGUAUGUAUAUUUGUGUGUGUGUGUUUGUAUGUGCAUACAUAUAUACACAUACAUACACACACACACACACAUUUUCAGUAGAAUUGCUUAUUUUUAUGUAACCGUUAAUAUUAUUGAACCAGCUUGAUCUGAAGUCUACUGAGCUCACAAAGUUACAUAAUCUAUGUUUGAGGUUGCAUGUUCUUAAAGCCACAUCAAAGAUUAAAAAGUGUUGGUGAUUUAUGCACCUUAUAUAAGAACAGAGAUUUUAGAAAGAGUUUAGGGUGCCUUUGUUGAAAAGAUGGAUACCUUUUCUCAAAAAUACAGCUGUACAGCUAGACUGCAACCACACUAGUUUGAGGAAAAAAACACACACACACAUUUUGUCUUCUUGAAUUUCCUAUAAUUUCUGGAGGGCAGGAGUAUGUUUAUUUUAGUUUCUAUCAUUUUGUUUUGGGAUGGUUUAAUCAGCCAGUAAAGGGAAAGAAAGUUCAUUCUGUCACUCAGAGCUGAUUCUGUUAAGCCGCAAAAUAGCAGUAAAAGGACACAUUUUGUUCAGCAUUGUCGGUAUAAUAAUAAUAAUAUAUAAGGAGACAAAGAAACUAAAACAGGUUUGUCCGUCUUUGCUGCUUCUUACACAUGGAUAGGCUAAGAUUUAGGAGCCUUAGGAGCCUCAGGUCUUCUGAAGUUAAACCUAGAAAUUGGACAAAUUAUAUACAGUUAUGGUAAGGAGAUGAAAUUAGGCCAAGCCCUCCCUUGGAGCAUCUUUCUUGCCAUCUGGGAGAUGAUCUUACAAAUUUUCAUACCUUUCCUUCCGAUCUGAUGGAGGUAGGAAUUUUCAGUUAAUUUCUAUAAUGCCUUAAAGGAACAAGAAUUUGUAGAUGUGUCCUUCAUACCAAAAGCUUUUAAAGAAGAAAGAAUCGUUUUGAAAACCUUAAUAUUUUGGACAGAUUUUAGCCAAAGAGACCAAAUGGAUAAAGUAACUGAGUGUAUAUAUUAAAAAAAAGUAAAGAGGAUAGCUGUGAUAGUUAACAAUGAUCAAUAUUCUUUUCAAUUCAUUAACAGAAGUUUUGCUCAAUAAUAUGUAGAAUAGCUUUUGGUGAUUGUGUUCUGAUUUGGUCUCUAUAUUGUAUUUAUAUCUGCAUUUAUAAUUGCCUAAGAAUGUGUGAUUAGAUGACUUUAUUCAAAUUCAAUUUGAGCAAUAUAAAAUAGGUUUUUAUCCAGACAUUUGGGCAUAAGGAGAAGAUAACCAUAAUGCAUAGGAAUUUUUAUGUCUUUAAAAAAAAUGUCACUUAGAAUUUGAUACUUUUUUAUAAUACUAAACUUUGAAUUUAAACUGUUUAGAUUAAAAAUAUAGUGUGCUCCAAAAAGUGUUUUUGUUGUCUGUGGCUCAUAUAUAACUUUAUAUAUUUACUUGAUUCUUAACAGAUCAGUAGAUACAUAUUCUGUUUCCACAUAAUAUUAUACCUGUUGUUUUAAACAAACAACAAAGAUUGAAGACCUAAUUUAUGGAAUAGUCAAAUACUUGAUACAAUCACCUAAGUAACCAAUUUUAAUAUGUAUUAGACAUGGACAAAUACUGGAUUACCAUUAACUGAAAAAAAUAGUAAUAAUUUCACACCACACAAGUUCUUAGUAACACUAGUAGCAGAUCGUUGUGUGAAUUGUGAAUUGUGGCAUCUAGAUUAAUGUGAGAUGUUCAGAUUAACACAGAAUAAACAGAGAUAUAAUUCUAUUCUGUCACAAAUUGCUUUAGGAAUUAUUAAUUUCAACAUUUUAAAAUGUUGUACCUAUAGUUGUAUAUAGCUGUGUACUUAAAAUACAGUAUACAAAUGGAAAUAAGAACAAAAGCAGAGCAGUUUUGUGAUUAGAGUCAGGGGAAGAAAGAGACAUCAGUAUUCAAUUUCCAAGCCCUGAAGGGUACAAAAAAAGUUUUGGCUAUGCAGUUCUGGGUGAUCAGAGCUUAUCAGGAAUGAAAUUUCAAUCAAUUGUAAACAUUUUUCUAGCCUUAUCAUGAUUGUCAGCUUGAGCUGAACUGGAAUUAAAAUAUCACUAGGGCAGAAUGAGGUUAAAUGAGUUUUAAAAUACAUGAACAAACAGGAGGAAGAAAAUAUAAGAAGACUGCUGACAGAUUUCUUGUGCUAAGAAGAAACAAAUUAAAGAUAUCUAAAUCUGGCAAGAUGACUCAACUUGGCAUUUCCCAAAGAUGUUUGCCUCUUUAGAGUCUCCCAGGAAGGACAGAUUAGUGCUGGUUACUCCUUGACAAAGGCAAUUUAGAAAUACACCUGAUAUAUUUACAUUUGGGAAUUAUGCUGUUAGAGCAACUUAUACUAAAACUGGUGUCAAAAAAAAUUCCUUCAAUGUAGAGAGUGAAAGGUUUAUUGCAUUGGCUUAUUUUUUUUUUUUUAAGAAAACAAAUUGAGGUAAUUAGGGAGUAAUUACUUCAACAUUAAAUGCAAACAAGUUAACUUCACUGAUGCCUGAAACAUUAGACUGAUUACAGUAAAUGACUGAUGUAAACUCUGCUCACUGUCCCAAUAUCUUAUUGUAUUUUUCUUAACCAAAAGCAUAUGUGAAAGGCAUUCAACAAACAGAACAACUUAGUUUUCUUUCUCUGUCAAAAGUCCUCCUGGGUUGUUGAUCUGUGUGAUGCUGGCCUCCCUAAAUAAAUGCCAGGAAAUGCUUGGAGAACCAGUGCCAGCCAAUACUAAGUGGUAUUGUUGUCCCACUUGUUCCCUGGACUUCUCCCUUCUACAAAUAAAAUAUUCUCUAUAUUUCAUAAUUUGUAAGCAACCUAGGAGAAGCCUUAUUAAACAACCAAGAGAAGACACAUGUUUAUUUUCUUAUUAUUGUUUCAUUACUCAUUUUAGUCAGCCCAUGUACCAGUGAAUACCAGGGGUGGUAUUCACUUACUUUCCCUACCGGUUUGCAAUUGUGAGUGUGUGUGUGUCACGUCCACGCAUGCGCCCGGCCUUCCGUGCAUGCUCCUGGCCUCAAAAACCUGCCUAAAUAGGAUGGCAUGGAGCUGGGGCGGGUAGGCAGGCCCACCCGCGAUUUCUGCGACCAGUUCGGGCAAACUGGUCCAAACUGGCUGAAUAACACCUCUAACUACUAAGCUAUUUGUGCAGCAGACAUUUUUACUAAACCUGCAAGCUACGUAGAUAGAUAAGAAGUAAAGAAGCUAGUAGGACUCAAGCAAAGCUACCGGCAGUUGCUGUUUGGACAAACUCAAGUGACUUCACUCCAUCCAUGCCAGGAGUCCUAUGUUAGUUGCCGCUUUGUUUUCAGAUAUGAAAUGUUGCUUCUUACCUUUAAAGGUUACUAUGGGUUAUCCCAAUUUGCCCAAGUAAUGUGUUCUAUGUAACCCUCCUUCUUCCACUUGUGACCUUCUGAGGAUAUUAAUGUCUUGUUCCUGCAAAUAAAUUUCAUAACCAUUUAGGAGUGAUCCUUUCCUUACAGCCUUUGGGAUGAACUUUCUGUUAAUCAGAGGAUGCUCACUCACUCACUCAUUAUUUUGUUUUGAACAGGUCUUUCAUUGCUGAUUAUACUGAUUUUAACAUUGGUUUAAUAAUGUACUGUAAACCACUGAUAAACUUUGGUAUGGUAGAAUUUAAUAAAUACAUCUAUAUUCCUUC